UCAUGCAGCCUCAAACCCAUGAGUCGGAAACUGUAAACUUGCUCAUUACUGCUCUCUUCGUGGAGUACGAGCGAGACGAAAAUUCUGACUCCUCCGCCGCCGUUCCGGCGAAAAGCUUCUCUUAAGCUUCCCGUUUCUUCUCCAUCAUCUUCUUCCUUACUCUCUGCCCUUUUAAUUCGCUUCAGCAAUUCAAGGAUUCAUUGACGUUAUUACAGAGAUGGGAGAAGUUACCGCUGCUUAUACCAACGGUGUGAUGCCCGCUAGACUGAACAAAGUUGUUUUAGCUUAUAGCGGCGGCUUGGACACAUCGGUUAUCGUACCAUGGUUGCGAGAGAAAUAUGGGUGUGAGGUGGUUUGCUUCACUGCUGAUGUUGGGCAAGGAGUGAUGGAAUUGGAUGGCUUGGAAGCAAAGGCGAAAGCGAGUGGAGCUUGUCAACUUGUUGUGAAGGACCUAAAGGAUGAAUUUGUGGAACACUACGUGUUUCCCUGCUUGCGAGCUGGUGCCAUUUAUGAAAGGAAAUACUUGCUUGGAACUUCCAUGGCUCGUCCUGUCAUCGCCAAGGCCAUGGUCGAUGUUGCCAAAGAAGUUGGAGCUGAUGCUGUUGCUCAUGGGUGUACGGGGAAAGGAAAUGAUCAGGUACGGUUUGAGCUCACAUUCUUUGCUCUGAACCCCAAACUACGUGUUAUAGCUCCCUGGAGAGAAUGGGACAUUACAGGAAGAGAAGAUGCCAUUGAAUAUGCAAAGAGACAUAAUGUGCCAGUCCCCGUCACGAAGAAAUCGAUAUACAGCCGAGACCGAAAUAUUUGGCACCUUAGUCAUGAGGGUGACGUUUUGGAAGAUCCUGCUAAUGAGCCAAAGAAAGAUAUGUACAUGCUAUCCGUUGAUCCCGAGGAUGCACCAAACCAACCCGAAUACGUUGAGAUUGAAAUUGUCUCAGGACUCCCUGUAGCUGUCAAUGGGAAAAAGCUGUCACCAGCCUCCCUUCUCGACGAACUCAACGACAUUGGCGGGAAACAUGGCAUUGGCCGAGUCGACAUGGUCGAAAAUCGUCUUGUUGGCAUGAAAAGCCGUGGUGUGUACGAAACACCAGGAGGAACCAUCCUAUUCACAGCAGCACUUGAGCUUGAAUCCCUAACACUCGACCGUGAAACCAUACAAGUCAAGGACUCACUCGCCCUCAAAUAUGCAGAGCUGGUAUACGCAGGCCGAUGGUUUGACCCCCUCCGUGAAGCCAUGGAUGGAUUCAUGGAGAAGAUAACAGCUAAAACCACCGGAACGGUCACACUCAAACUGUACAAAGGCUCGGUGACCGUAACCGGACGCAAAAGUCCAAACAGCCUAUAUAGACAAGACAUAUCCUCAUUUGAGAACGGGGAUGUGUACAACCAAGCUGAUGCUGCUGGCUUCAUCCAUCUCUAUGGCCUCCCAACUAGAGUCCGAGCAAUGCUUGAACAAGGAAUCUAAAAAGAAAGAAAUGAAAUUUAGUGGAAGUUUGAAUAAAAAAGUUUGGGGGACAUGGGAGUGUGCGUAGCUAGUUUUUACUCAAAAAAAUUUGUACGCUGCGGUUUUUUCGUUGUCAAAAGUCAUUUAGUUGUCCCCCGCCGCACUGGAAAAUGAAUCUUUUAGUAUUUCACUGCAAGGGAAUGCGCUGUCAAAUAAUAGUGCCCACCAGACUCCUCCCUUUUUCUUCUUCAAUGUUUUUAUGAUAUUUUUCUAUCUAAAAAAGCAAAGGGCUAGAUUUGCCUGCCUUCAGCAAUCAACUAUGGCUGCUCAUUUUGUUGUUACUGUGUCUUCCUUUCUGUCUUAAUUCAAAUGCAGAUUCCGAAUCUCUCUACA
Cucumis sativus (cucumber) is the source of this 1837-nucleotide messenger RNA. Its product is annotated as argininosuccinate synthase, chloroplastic. The transcript is spliced from 8 exons. The record is from RefSeq and is a predicted model, not a curated record. Gene Ontology annotation, biological process: urea cycle; L-arginine biosynthetic process. NCBI's taxonomy places the organism in Eukaryota, Viridiplantae, Streptophyta, Magnoliopsida, Cucurbitales, Cucurbitaceae. Gene Ontology annotation, molecular function: argininosuccinate synthase activity; ATP binding. Bases 218 to 1465 code for a protein of 415 amino acids. Gene Ontology annotation, cellular component: cytoplasm.